Molecule: messenger RNA, 1188 nt
Organism: Uncinocarpus reesii 1704
Lineage: Eukaryota; Fungi; Ascomycota; Eurotiomycetes; Onygenales; Onygenaceae
Exons: 4
Coding region: 1-1188 (395 amino acids)
Biological process (GO): proteolysis
Molecular function (GO): serine-type endopeptidase activity
Source: RefSeq, a predicted model, not a curated record
AUGGGUUUCUUCAAGACUUUUGCUGUCCUCGCAGCUGCCUCGUUGGCCAACGCUGCCGAGAUCUUCUCCGCUGAGCGUGAUGCCAUUCCCAACCAAUACAUCGUUGUGAUGAAGGAUGAGGUUUCCUCCCAGUCAUUCGGCUCUCAUCGCGCCUGGGUCGCCGAUAUGCACCACUCCAACUUGGAAAAACGAGCACUCGUGGGCCACGGCAUCAAGAAGACCUUCGAAUUUGAAAACAUGAAGGGCUACAGCGGUGUCUUCGAUGAAGAGACCAUCAAAGAGAUUUCCGAGAACCCUGAUGUCGCAUUCAUCGAGGAAGAUCAGGUUGUGAAGAUCGCCGACAUUAUCGAACAACCAAAUGCCCCAACCUGGGGUCUUGGUCGUGUCUCAAACAGACAAGUAGGCAUCAACGACUAUUUCUACGACAGAAGUGCCGGUGCCGGCAUCUGGGCGUAUGAUGUUGACACUGGUGUCGAUAUCCGCCACCCCGAUUUUGAGGGACGUGCAGUUUGGGGAUCCAACCACGUUGACAGGAGCAACACUGAUGGCCACGGCCACGGCACCCACGUUGGUGGAACCAUUGGCUCAAGGACCUAUGGUGUCGCCAAGAGGGCCAGAAUCAUUGCCGUUAAGGUCCUCGACAGCCGUGGAUCUGGAAGCAACUCUGGCGUUAUUGCUGGUAUUGAUUGGUCUGUUAACCACGCCCGCCAGAACAACAUGCAGACUCGCUCUGUCAUGAACUUGUCUCUGGGAGGUGGCCGCAGUGCUGCUAGCAACAUGGCUGUUGCCAAUGCCCAGCGCGCUGGUCUCCAUGUCGCUGUUGCUGCUGGAAAUGACAACAGAGAUGCCAGCAACUCUUCCCCAGCCUCCGAGCCAACCGUCUGCACCGUCGCAUCAUCUGACAUCAGAGACAACAAGUCCUCCUUCUCCAACUGGGGAUCUCUCAUCGACAUCUACGCUCCCGGAAGCAGCAUCACCUCCUUGGCCCCCGGUGGUCGCACCCGUGUCUUGUCCGGAACUUCCAUGGCUGCUCCUCAUGUCGCUGGUGUUGGUGCCUACAUCAUGGCUCUUGAGAACAUCCCCGGAAACCGCGUCUGCGACCGCCUCAAGCAGCUCUCCCACGCCGCCAUCCGCAACCCUGGUUCCCGAACCACCAACAGGCUGCUCUACAACGGCAGUGGCCACUAA